This is a messenger RNA of Saprolegnia diclina VS20, 1535 nucleotides long. RefSeq lists its product as hypothetical. The transcript is spliced from 4 exons. The coding region runs from base 43 to 1446 and encodes 467 amino acids. Gene Ontology annotation, molecular function: protein dimerization activity. The record is from RefSeq and is a predicted model, not a curated record. Lineage: Eukaryota; Oomycota; Saprolegniomycetes; Saprolegniales; Saprolegniaceae.
GCCAAAAAUAUUGCCCGACCUUGGUCCAGUCAUCAUCCGGCGAUGGAGCAGCAGCAGCGGGCGGACGAGUUCACAGCGCAUGGCGACGGCCUCUGGGACGUUGACAUUGCGCAGCUCUUUAGCGCGCCCGCAGGCCAUGCGCCGGCGCUGCCGGAAUCCAUGGCCUGGAUGCACAGCAAGCAGCGCGGCGACGCGCCGCGCGCCUCCUUUGACGACGACAUGGACGAGAGCAGCGCCGGCCUCUCGAACCAAGACAUGAGCUACGAGCGCAAGAAGUCGCGCGCCAAGAUCACGCGUGUCGAAGUCAAUGCGGGCUUUGACGAGCUUCUCGCGGCGUUGCGCCUGCCCAACAGCCGCAAGAACAGCCGCGCCAAGAUCAUCCAGCACGCCUGUGAGCGCAUCCGCGCCUUGGAGGCCGAGAACGAGCGCCUAAAGCAGCAAUUGAACGCUUCCCCUGCCCACCACCACCACGCAGCAGUCGCGACGACCAGCGCCCCGCCGACCUUGCACAGCAACGGCUCGACGAUGCUCUGGAUUCCUUGCUCGAUCACGCCCCUCGUCUCGGCCGCCCACGCCGCGCCGCCGCGCCUCACGAUGCAUCUGCCAAGCACGCACAAGGCCGUCAUGCACAAGAAGCCACGCAAGGCACCCAAGACGACGACAUCGAUGGCAUCCUCCUCACCGUCGUGCAGCCUCUCGGUGCUCGUCGACACAUGCCCGCAUGUGCUCCGCUUCUUGGACGGCGUCAUGCUCACACGGGUCGCGCAGACGUCCCACGAGUGGAAGCGACGCAUCAUGGACGGCAAGCAAGCGUACCUCUGGGAAGCGCUCAUCAUGCAGCGCUGGCGCAUCCCAAAGGACGAGAUUCUGCUCCUCACGCGGUCCUUCACCGCCAUGUACCACAAGUGGAAGUACCUCGACCAGUCGAUGCUGCUGCCGCGCGGCGCGUACACCAAGGACGAGUCGGUCGUCGCCAUGGGCCGCGGCCAGGGCCUCGACCUCUGGGGCGUCCUCGCGCGCCGCUCCAACUCGCGCACGACCCGAUCCGUGUGGCGGGACGGCACGCUCUCGGUGAUGCAGAUCGUCGAGCUCCGGCUCGUGGUGCAAAACAUGUCGUCAUGUCCGGUGUCGCCGACGCUCUUGUCGAUCGGCGUCCAUCCCUUCCAGGUGCUCGACGCCUCGUACGGCAGCCACUUUACGCCGCGCUGGAUCGCCGUCAACGGCGCGCAGUGCUCGAUUUCUGACGACUCGGUCGUGCUGCACCACAUGGACUUUGGCGUCAUUGCCGUGUACGUGUCGUGCCCGCACAUUGAGUUUGAAGAAGUGUUUCUCUCGAGCGCGCGCAUGAUCCAAGUGCACUGCGGCCGCGGCGACGCAAGCGUCUCGAUCGAAGCCCAGUUCUUCAACCCGAACCGCGAUAUGCAGCGAACCAAGCACGUUCUAUAGCCUAUUGCCGCUGUACUAAUCCUAAUCGUCGUCACGUGUCCUUCCUUCCUACCUACAUACGAGGCUCACGGCGAGGAUUUCCUCGUGCC